Molecule: messenger RNA, 1734 nt
Organism: Phyllostomus discolor (pale spear-nosed bat)
Lineage: Eukaryota; Metazoa; Chordata; Mammalia; Chiroptera; Phyllostomidae
Product: kallikrein-6-like
Exons: 7
Coding region: 480-1214 (244 amino acids)
Biological process (GO): proteolysis
Molecular function (GO): serine-type endopeptidase activity
Source: RefSeq, a predicted model, not a curated record
AGGGCCCCCCAUUCCACACUCGCACGUCGCGCUCAAGUUUUCGCGCCGUCCUGUUUAUUUCCACCUCUCUCCCUAGGUGUUGGAUUUCCAGUCCUCAAAUCCUCCUGUGGCCCACCAGCUUCCUUACGCCCCGCCCCGCCCACGGUCCCCCCUGCUAGCUCCGCAGGAACCUGACGGUUUGUGCGCAUGCACGCGCUUUUCCUCGGAAUAGGGGGAGAUCAGCAGAGAGAGAUUUGGAGACUCAGAGAAUCAAGGGGAAGGACGGACACAGAGAAAAAGAUGGAGAAAGAGGCAGAGAGAUAAAGAGACACGGGGAGAGACUGAGAUGAACACCGACAAGCAUCCAGAAAGAAACAAGCGUGGAGACACCCCGCCAGGGCCAGGGAAGCAAGCCCACAGAGACCUCCGAGCUGGCUCACUCUCUCGUGGGGACAAGGAGGUCGUCAGCACUCACAGAGGGACUUAAGGCAGGACCAGCCAUGCAGACGCUGAUCGCAACACUGGUUCUGAUUGUGGCAGCCCAGGCAGAGCUGAGGGACAAGGUACAGCAUGGCGGACCCUGCGAGCAGAUGUCUCACCCUUACCAAGCUGCCCUGUACAACUCAGGCCACUUGCUCUGUGGAGGGGUCCUCAUUCACCCACUGUGGGUCCUCACAGCUGCCCACUGCAAAAAACCGAAUCUUCAGGUCUACCUGGGGAAGCAUAACAUUUAUGAAACAGAACACUUCCAGGAGCAGAGCUCUGUUGUCCGAACUGUGGUCCACCCUGGCUACAAUGCUGGCACUCAUGACCAGGACAUCAUGCUGUUACGCCUGAAGCGCCCAGCCAAUCUCUCUGCACACAUCCAGCCCCUAGCCCUGGAGAGAGACUGCUCGGCCAACCACACCAGAUGCCACAUCCUAGGCUGGGGCAAGACAGAAUAUGGUAAUUUCCCUAACACCAUCCAAUGUGCAUACAUCCACCUGGUACCUCAAGAGGAGUGUGAGCGUGCCUACCCUGGCCAGAUCACCCGAAACAUGGUGUGUGCAGGAGAUGAGAAGUACGGGAAGGAUUCCUGCCAGGGUGAUUCUGGGGGUCCGCUGGUGUGUGGAGACCGUCUCCGAGGCCUUAUAUCAUGGGGUAAUGUCCCCUGCGGAUCCAAGGAGAAGCCGGGGGUCUACACCAAUGUCUGUAGAUAUUGCCAGUGGAUCCGAAAAGUCAUUCAGGGCAGCUAGCUCUGACAUGUGACAUCCAACCCUUGACUUUGAUCCCCACUCGUUGGCUCUAAAAUAUCUCUGACCAAGACCUUGCUUUCCCCUCACCUUCCCAGGUCCAACCCUUCAUGCUUAAUCCUGUGCCUGACUUGACCCCAGCCCCAUCCUUGCAUCCCUGGUGGUAAGCAGGGACACAGGCUGAGGUCUUGCCCCCACCACUAACAGAAGACAGAAAAACCCCUUCUAAGCAGCCGGCUCUCCCUGAUUAGCCCAUGGGCUUGGUAUCCCCCUACAGAGGAAUGGUCACAAGUCUGGAAAAACCUGAGUUGAAAUCCCAGCUCUGCCCCUUGCUACUCAUGUACCCUUGGGAAGUGCCCUCCUUCACUGUACAGAAUCUCAUCUGCAAAAUGGGGCUAAUAACAGUAAACUCCUCAUAAAUCAGUGGCUGCCAUUGGGAGGAUUCAAGGUCUCCAAUACGUUGAAAUAUGUGCACUGGUGUCUGGCACACCUGCUUGCUCAAUAAAGAGGGAAUUUCACUGUU